UAUAUACGGGUUUUUUUGUAUUGGAGGGAGCGGUAUGGAGGCACAACGUUUUUUGUGCCAUUUUUGCCUUUAUUGGAAAGUACAAUGGGAGAAAGACACGAAAUACAAGAACAAAAGAGCAGGAGGGUGACAUAUAGUGAAGGUCGAGCUGGUAAUCAAACUGAGAACUUUGGGGAAUCCACCUAAACAGCUAAAAGUGGAAAAAUUGUUGAAAUUUCCGUUGUGAAAACCAGCGAUAUCUCAUAUGUUCAUCUCAAACAGACAUCCCCUGCGCCGCAACACUGUGACACUUCACAAAUGCUUUGUCUACAUGUGAUUAACAUUAAAAAACACCAUUAAUUUAUUGCUUCUCAAAAGACAAAAAGAAGGGAAGGAGAGCUACACAGGUAAGCCCCUUGAAACAUAAAGCUAAAUACUGAGCUAUCUGUUCCAUCAAGCAUGAUGAAAAAUUAAUUAGAGACAGCAGCUGGGUGAGCAUGACCUAAUCCUGUCUGUUUGUUACUGUCACCCUGCACACAGGCCUCCGCCUCAGCACAGAGAGAUGGUCAUUCAGAGCACACCGGACUCUCUCUCAUUCAUCCUUGUAAUAGCGGUGAAAUGGAUGUUGAAGAUAAUGUUGCAAUCUUACCCGCAUGCUUAACAGAACCAUAUAGAUGAUAAUGUAACAUGAAAUAAACUUGAGUACUUUAAAAGGAGAAACAAAGCCACACACACACACACACACACACACAUAAACCACACCUGAUGAAAAUAGGAAAAUCCCCUCCACAGCUAAGACACGCUUUUUGGCGUCUCUGACAUGUUUAAUAGUCUUUGAGAAGGUCCCAGGUUGCGUGCCAGUAAAACAACUUUUCAAAAAACUAAAGGAGAAACAUUUCUACACUGUGCAGCACCACGUGUUUGCAACAGUGGGCUGAAUCAAACUAAUCCCGACAGACCAGUCAUGGCUGAUUAGUUUCCCCGAUAGAUAAAAACAAAACAUACUUUCAGCGAGUAUUUAACAUUAAUUCCUCUGCCCACUGUUGACCAUGUUGGGGUAUUUUCUCCCGACAGACUUCAAUAGACCAGAAAUUAUCCUGGAACCAACAAAUAUUGAGCAAGCACUUAGGGCAAAAAACAAAAAGUCCCAAACACAAUUCAACAGUGUCCCAAAUCCAGAGAUUUAAUAGCUCCCACUCAGAGCUCAAUGCAGCUACAGCCACACAAGAUUUGUAUUUCUGUUUGGUCUUUAAUCUGUGUUUGGGACUGUGUUUAUGUGUGCGUGCCUGCACAUGAACAAGCAAACACACAGGUCCCCCAGACUUUCAGAAAAUUCUAAACUGAUGUAGUGAGAUCAAAAUUUUGCUGCAGGAUAAUAUUAAAUGUGCUGUAGUACUGCUUUAUGUAGUUACUAAUGGAAACAAUAACCCAGUACUGAGUCAGUAACAGGACUUGUAAUAACAACGUGUGAACCCAUUCUUAGGAAUCUGGGCCUUUGCAUUGUUUGUACAUACUGUUCCACUGUACCAUGGCGGCCCUGAUUGGAAACGUUGAUAAACUGCUCAUGAACACAAAUAAAAACUUCAAAAGAGGAUAUUUGAAGGGUCUCGAAUUGAAAGAACUUGAUAUGAAAGACUCACUGUUGUCCAGCGUCAUAGAUGUGACGCAUGGUCAAACUAAAAAGUCUGUUUCACUCAAUGCAGCCGGCCAGGACACUGCGCUGUGGGACACUGUCACCGGUCCUCGGCCCUCCUCCUGCUCGACACCUACCCAUCAGUCGUCCCGGGCUGAAGUGAUGGUCCAUAGUUGCCUGAGGGAUCAGAGUGGUGCUGUUUCUCCACCCAGCCUGAACCUCUCCAGCUGCUACACAGCAAUGCCUGAUGACAACUUACUCCAUGUGGACGGCCAAGCGGGUGUGGACCCAGAAACAAUGCCUGCAAACACUGCAGCUUUCCCACCACUGGUGGCUGAUGACACCAGAGCGGCCGGCCACCCCACCAUGAAGCCAAAUAAACGGACCUCAUCCCGGCGUAGGAUGCUACAGUUACAGCAUUCUCCUCUCUGGGCACAAAACUGCUGGACGUUCUUGUGGACUGUGUUGCUAUUUAAUGCAAUGGGCUGCAUCCAGAGUAUCAGAUGUAAGCCCAAGAGUUUCCGAGACAGCAUCGUCAUCCUGGAGCUGAACGCUACCAUCGACUCCAAUCCCACCAGCAUCGACGAGACAUCCGGCGUGGUCUUGCGCUACCGGACGCCUCACUUUCGAGCGAACGCCCGAAUACUGGUGCCACCAGUAGCAGCUAAGGAGACGUGGACCAUCGGCUGGAUCCAAGCCUGCAACCACAUGGAGUUCUUUAACACGUAUGGGGACAAAGGAAUGUCAAGUUGGGAACUCCCUGAUCUGCGUGACGGCAAGAUCCAGGCCAUCAGCGACUCAGACGGCGUCAACUACCCGUGGUACGGAAACACUACUGAAACCUGCACCGUCAUAGGCCCCACCAAGAAGGACAGCAAAUUCGUUGUCAGUAUGAAUGACAAUUUUUACCCCAGCGUGACCUGGGGAGUGCCCGUCAGCGACAGCAACGUGCCUCAGCUCAGCAGCAUCUUCCGCGACCAGAGCUUCACGACUUGGCUCGUGGCCAUCAAUCAGGCCACCUCAGAGACGCUGGUCCUGCAGACGAUCCGCUGGAGGAUGCGGCUUGACAUAAAAGUGGACCCUGAGAAGCCGCUGGGUCAAAGGGCCGUUCUGAAAGAGCCCGUGGCCCAGGAACAGCCACAGAUUCUGGGAAAGAAUGAGCCCAUCCCCCCCAACGCCAUGGUCAAGCCCAAUGCCAACGACGCCCAGGUGCUGAUGUGGCGGCCAAAGACUGGUGACCCUGUGGUGGUCAUCCCACCUAAAUACUGACCUGUGUUCCCUCUGACUUUCACUGACUGGCCUUGGAUACCUUAACAGUAUCAUUUUCUUUGGUUUCUUUCUUUUACUCCUGCUCCUCACCAGCUCUCACUGCUUUAACUCUUCUUUUUUUCUGUCUCUAUAUUCUCUCAUGUUUGAAAAUGAAACCAGCUCUCAGAAAACAAAACAAAAGACCAGCUGUUGCUUUGAGGUACGGGCUUGAAAACUUUCUAAAGGCACUUUUGAAACCGGAGAAAAUGCAACUAUUCUACCUUCAGACUUGGUCGGGUCUCACUGUGCUAAACUGCAAAAACGAAAGAGAGCAUUUUGGGGUUUUUUACAGUACUGUAUAAUUGUUUGAGCCAACCGACGUAGGGUUUGGGAGUCCAGGGCGGAUUCAAGUAUUUCCAUGACCGUGCGCGUGCAAGUGGAUAUGCACAGAGGUCAUGAACGAGCAUCAGUUGUGUUUUUGUUUUUGUUUUUUAAUUUAUGGGCUGGAAGACAAGCGUAUUUAAUUGUAUUUGAUGUUAUUGCUGUGUUCUCUACAUGACAAAUUGCAUUGGGUGACAUGCUAGAUUUUAGUACUUUUUAAAGAAAAAAAAACCAUGCAAGACAUUCAAUCCAUGCUGCCUUACAUUGACAUUGCUUUCCACUGCGAACUUCUUAGCCUUAAACAAAGUGCAAUGCAGUAUGUGGUAAACUCAUGCCCGUUCCUUCCAGACUGUUGGCGCUGGCACGUGUGGGUUUAGGACAGGAACCACAGCACAGAGGAAAAACUCGGGUCUCAGAUCUUGGCUUGUGGGUUUCAUUUACCUGCUGAAUCUAUUGUCUUAACAAAUGCAACUGGCAUUAUGCGCAGACACAGUUACACAACUGAGCUAACUAGCUGAGCUGUGUUUCAAGUGCUUUAUGCAACAGGGGAGAUGCUCUGUGCAGAUGGACAUACAGAGAGGCGAGUCUCAUCAGCAGCAAACACACAUAAACACAAAAUAAACAUGCAAUAACAACUUGAGCAUAAAAAACUCCACAGCUGACCUCAUUUCACUUAUUUUGCUCAAACCUUUACUAUUUUAGCUCAGUAGCAGAAAACAAGUUCUCUUUUCGCGAUAUUACACCAUCUCAGGGCCCCUUUUACUUCCUUCCCUUCUCAAAUCUUUUUUUUCCACCCAUCCUGUCUCGCCUCCUCCUUAUCACAUUGCUCACAUUGAGCAAUCAAUAUCUGUUAUAAAUAAGAAGGGAAAUAACUUUUAAUAAGUGGUCGAUGAAAACAGCAGUCUGUCUUUUAUUUUUUUCUCCUGCAAUCUUUUUGUCAUCUCACGGGUAUCGCGUUUUUAUUGCUGCUGCCAUUAAUUUGCCUUCCAUCUAAUUUAAUCCAAUCAUUUGUCUUCUAUGUUAACAGACUUUUCUGUUUGUUUUUUCCCCCCGUGCUCUCCCUCAAUCACUUCUAAUCUUUAUCUACACCAGUGCUCCUCCUCCCACUCGCUCACUUGUUCACUUCCUCUCUGCCUCUUUUUUUUUUUUUUUCCAAUCUGCUGUCGAGGCUGCAAAAGCAGAGCAGGAGGCAUGCGAGUUUGAUGCUCAGUUGGCAUAUAGAUGACCCACUUCUCCUUAGCUCUCGCUGCAGAAAUGUGGGGCCCGUCUUUUUUUAUUUCACCGCUGGCGCACGAACCCCCCCACACACCCAUAUAAGGAAGUGGCUCUGGUCAGCUAAAGAUCGACGGUCGAUGAAAUGAUGCGUAUUUAAGUGCUAAUCUUUGAGACGGGCUUUGGUGGCGAACUGAAACUGCUUGCAAAAGCGUUAAGAAAGAGGCUGAAUUUGGCAAUAAGGGAGGAGGGGGACGGGGGUCAUUUCCUUAUCAAGGGUAUCCCCCAAAAAAUAUGGGUUGUGUAGACAGUUUUUUACUUCCAGUUCUUCGAAGCAUCUUGCAAUUUCCUUCCGCCCCCUCCACAGUCUCUGUGUGUUCAGCACCAACUAAAGAAAUAAUCUGCAUUCAAGUCUGAUCUGCUCGUGCAUUUCACAAAGGUCACUAGGCUGCUGCUGCUGUUUCAGAGUCCAAGCAUCAUACGGUGUAUACCACCAGACUUGGUCCGGCACAUCAGCUGCUUUCACGUGAGAAAGCAGGCAAACACAAAUGUAAAUAAUCACGAUCUGUUCCACAUAGGAGCGGAGUUUAAUUAAUGUGACGGGUAACAUCUGCGUUUACCCCGAGCAAAGAGCAGGCGGCUGGGUGGAGGGGAGCGGGGGCGGUGGAUGCUGAAUGUGAAGGUGACAACAAAUCGGAUCCAACUUAGAUCUUCGCACCAGCUUAAAAAUAACGCUGGCAUUUUCAGAGAACUUGGAUGUCAAGUUGCUUCAGCUUGUGGCUUGUAGUGAAGGCGAUGCCGCUCAUGCUGCGAACCCAGCGACCUCUCUCGGGCAAUAAGCGGCCCGUCUGCUCCGCGGAAAGCCACGCGAUGACCAAUGGACACCGUGGAUCGUACUCAAGUUGGACUACGUGUAAUGUAAUUAAGUGCUGACACGCAGUCACUGACUUUCAGUGUGUGCGCUUUAAAUCCCGCUGGGAGGAUUUAGGCAAGAUGAGGAGUUUCACUCAUGUGCUUAUGCUGUUGUUGAGUCAUGACCCUCCCUCUGUCUUUCUCUCUCUAUUCACCCAUCUCACUCUCACACAUAUAAGCAGAGGGCAGGGAAGGUUGUGUCCUUGUCAUAAAAUGAGCUCGCCCUCACAAACACACAAAAUCACCCCGAGGCGAAGGGACCGGCCUGGCUUGGUAUCUGUUUGUCACAGCAGUGUCACAUUGGCAGUGAGAACUCAUUUAUCAGCCCGGCACGUGGACCGUCUGAACACAUGCACAAGCCAUAUUCAGCAGCACGCCUGUUUACUAAACAGGAAGUGCUUCCCAGCAUGUAAACAUUGUAUUGUAAUUGUAUUGUAUUAAGAUCAGAGAGAAUUAAAGUACCGAGCUCACCGAGUGGGUGCCUGCCAGCUAUCAACAACAUUUAUAUAAUACUGAAGGCAAAGGGCGCCAAUUGUCUUCUCUGUGUGUGUCUCAAUCUUUUGAGCUUUGUGUAGAUGAAAAUGUGUGUUUUGUGUUUGCGCGGAAACGUCAAAAAUGCUGUAUGUGUUUCCUUGACUAAGCCACAGAACAACAAAACCACACGAUGUUGUACUUUUGCUGUACAAAUGGUGAAAAAACAAAGGUGCCAAAAUUGGACAAAGCCAAAACUAUGCAUUGUUUUUAGAGACAUGUGAACUCAAAAACCUCUUGGCACUUAGUGACAGACCUGUUUCUUUGGUUGUUUUUUAUUGAAUGCAUGCUUGUAUUUCCAGAGAAACACUACGAAUCUAGCCAUGCUAGUAGGGCUGUGCCAAGUGAGUGUUUCCUCUCCUAAACCCACACCCUUUACAGUUCCUGUGAGGGCUGCUAGCUUUGUUUCAUUUCCUUAUUUAGUUAUCUAGUGAACUAAAUUCAAAUUGAGUUCACACUCAGGACCACCUGCCUUCAUUUUCCAGCUUUUACUUUUACCCCACGAAAGUUAGUAUUCCACAGGUGCUGCUCCAUCGUGCUGUUCUCCUCGUGUCAGCGAUUAUAAGUCGUCGUUUUAAAUGUAACCCCCACUUGUAGCCCAAAAGAUAAUAGGAGCAACUAAGUGUGUCCCUCCUUUCUUUUUGGUUUGUUUUCUGGAAAUACAGCACUGAAAUAGUUCAA
Molecule: messenger RNA, 6577 nt
Organism: Oreochromis niloticus (Nile tilapia)
Lineage: Eukaryota; Metazoa; Chordata; Actinopteri; Cichliformes; Cichlidae
Gene: fam78ab
Product: family with sequence similarity 78 member Ab
Exons: 3
Coding region: 1508-2881 (457 amino acids)
Source: RefSeq, a predicted model, not a curated record